This is a messenger RNA of Parastagonospora nodorum SN15, 372 nucleotides long. RefSeq lists its product as hypothetical. The coding region runs from base 1 to 372 and encodes 123 amino acids. The transcript has 2 exons. The record is from RefSeq and is a predicted model, not a curated record. Lineage: Eukaryota; Fungi; Ascomycota; Dothideomycetes; Pleosporales; Phaeosphaeriaceae.
AUGGCGCACAACUUUGCAAUGAUUAGCAAUGCUCGAAGCAGAGAAUGCAGGACAUAUGAGGCUCAGCAAGUGUUCAGACAAUGCCUUGUAGCUUCAAACUCAACCAAGAAAUCGCACGAAUGCAAUACUUUAGCUCUGGCUGAGACUCAGUUUACCAGAAGUGGUCCAUUGGACCGUCAUCCCGACAAGCACGACGCCGUAAAUCCAGAAACGCGAGUUAUGCGCACUCAACGCGUCGUGCGCGUGACAAAGAAUGUCCCUGCUAUUUGGUCAUCAUCGCUUCAUGGAAGCCGCAAAGGCGGCCCUCGUGACGAUGGUUUUAGAAGAGGGUUGGCUCCUUCUGGGCCAGCUUCGGAGUCGCCAGCUGAGUAG